AUGAAUAUUUUAAAAAAUCUUGAUUUAUUCGGAGUACCUCUCGUGUAUGGGAUUGAUCAAAGGCAGUCUAAGUAUAAGAGCAUCUUGGGAGGAAUAUUAUCCUUAAUUACAUUUUUAGGCAGUUUUGCCUACGCAAUUUGGAUAUUUUAUUUGUGGCAAACCAAAUAGAUGAAUCCUAAGAUAUCGAAUUCGAAAUAUGUUUCUGAUUACUCUGCCCUUGACCUCAGUGCAGGAUUAAUUAGAUUAUAUUAUUGGUAGUAUGAUCCAAAUCUAAUCGAUCCCUUUUAAACAAAAAUUCUCUUGCCUCUUGUGAUUUACAACAGAAAAAAUCAGUUGACAUCACCUUCAUUAAUAAAUGAAACUUCGGUUACAAGUCAUGGAAAUACUUAUAUACCUAAAAUAGAACUAGGGUUUUCUAAAAUAGAUGGAGAGAUUUACACUUCAGAGGAAAUGUAUAUACAAAUAGUUAUGUGCUCCGAAAUAUAUUUAUAACCUAAUGAGAAGUGUGCAUCUCCUGAGCUAACCGAACAAUUUUUCAAAUAAUCUUCGAAUAUGGUUGUGUUGCAAAUUUAUUCGACAACCUUGGAUUCUCGAGAUGGAUCAGAGUAAAAUGGAUUACAGGAAUUAUAUAUUUAAAUAGAAGAACACUUCUGUUAUACUAUGAAUACCUUUCUUUAAACCAAUAUGUAUGAACUUCAGGAUUACUUUCUAUUUGGAACAUCGAGAUAUAAGGAAUAUAUUUCAGGAGCAGUUGUACAGACUUAAACAAGUUCAACUGAUUAUUGUUAUAAGGCAUUCAAUAAUAAUGCUCUUUCUCUUGUUUACUUAGGAAUGAAUGGCAAUCAAACAAAAACAAUUUUUGAGUAUCCUCGUGCAGGAGAUCUCUUAGCAAAUAUUGGAUCUAUAGUGUCUUUAUUAUUUAUGAUCAAGUACAUUAUUAUUGUUUUGAAUCAAAAUUCUUUAAACUAAAUGAUAAUAGUAGAACUGAUAUCUUUCUAUUAUCCAGAGUUUAAAUCUAUUUGUAUAACAAAGAAUUGGAGAUAAAAAAUUACAAUGGUUAAAAUAAAUGAAAAGAAGGUAGAUGUAGAAGAAUUUAAAAAAUUUUAUGAUAAAGCAAAACAUCAGAUGCAUUCAAAAUUGAACUAUUUAAAUUUAUUGUAUGAAAUUUCGAGACUAUACUUUAUUAUUCGAUCGUUUAAAUACAAAGAGGAACUAUUUAAGUCUCAUAGUGUUGGAAUAAAAAUGAAUCUAAUUUCGAAUAAGGACUUUGAUGUUAUCUACGAUUAUAAUUCAAUUAGUUCAGCGAAAUCAAAAACAGAACGUAUUUUAUUAAAUGAAGAUGAUGCCGACAUAAUAUCGUUAACAAGGAGAAAGAAUCUAAAUAAUAUUGAUUUUAUUCCAGAUGAAAUAAUUAAUGAGAACGAUUUUUAUAAUACCAAUAAAAUAGUUUGA
This is a messenger RNA of Paramecium octaurelia, 1452 nucleotides long. NCBI's taxonomy places the organism in Eukaryota, Ciliophora, Oligohymenophorea, Peniculida, Parameciidae. The record is from the annotation of a GenBank genome assembly.